This is a messenger RNA of Amorphotheca resinae ATCC 22711, 461 nucleotides long. RefSeq lists its product as hypothetical. The record is from RefSeq and is a predicted model, not a curated record. The transcript has a single exon. The coding region runs from base 136 to 450 and encodes 104 amino acids. NCBI's taxonomy places the organism in Eukaryota, Fungi, Ascomycota, Leotiomycetes, Helotiales, Amorphothecaceae.
AAUCUAGGUAUCCAGACUUUGGAGCUUGUUAGAUGAGAUGCGAGAUUGUCUAAUAUAAGGAAGGAAAUAUCACCUCGAUAGCCUGAAGAAGAGAACAACCCGGCCGGUACAUGGAAUUACUGGUAGUAUGUAGGCAUGUCUUCUCGACUUGGAGAGCAUAAAGAUGUGCUUAUCUCCCUGGGCUACUAUUACCUACCCUAUAUCCUAGAAUUACUCAAUACACAAUUCUUCUACCCAUACCUUUGCCUGACAAUUGGUAGCAACACCUCGUUGCGAUACCUCCAUUCAAGGCCGGACCACCCAUACCGAUUAUCGAUACCAAUCCCAAAGCCCAAUACCAGACCUGAUAUGUCGCUAUCGCUAUCUAUUACUGCUGUCCCCAUUCACUAUUACUGUCGCUGUCACUAUGUAAUAUCGCUGUCGCUGUUACUGUCACCGUUGCCCAAUUGAUAUCUGCCUCC